AAGAAGCGAAGCUCACAAAAACUCAACAACCGAGGCCAAAUAAUCAGUUGAGCUUUCUUUUCAAAGGAAGCAAAACAAUGUGAAGAAUAAUAGUCACCACUCAGUGAUUUACAACGAAAAAAGGAAAAAAGGCAAUGGAAGAAGGAAUUGAAUCGAACCCAAAUAUAAACUGAACGACACAGAAAAAAAGAAAAAGGGAGAGCGCAUCCUCGUACGUUGUGAUAUUUGGGGGAAAGCGAAGCGGUGAAUCUCUUGGUGGGGCAGGUUAAGACUAGGCUUAAAAAGCACGAAAAUUAAACAUUUAUUUUUAACUUAUAAAGAGGGGAGUAAGAUGGAAAGCGCGUUUGACCCUGUAAAUGAAGAAACAGCCUCCAACCACUCUCAUAACAUAAAACUCACUUUAUAUUCCAAAAUCCAAACGCAUUCCAAUCCAUAUUUCAUUAAUUUGAUCUCAUGGGAGACAUAGUCAAGCACAUACUCGCUAAGCCAAUCCAGCUCGCAGACCAAAUAACGCAAGCCGCCGACGAAGCAAGCUCCUUCAAGCAGGAAUGCGCCGAGCUCAAGUCAAAGACCGAGAAGCUAGCCGCGCUGCUCCGCCAAGCCGCCAGAGCCAGUUCCGAUCUCUACGAGCGUCCCACGCGCCGGAUCGUCGAGGAAACCGAACAGGUCCUCGACAAGGCGCUUUCGCUCGUCAUUAAAUGCCGCGCCAACGGCCUCGUCAAGCGCGUGUUCACACUCAUCCCCGCCGCUGCGUUCCGCAAGGUCUCCUCCCAUCUUGAAAACUCCAUCGGCGACGUCUCCUGGCUCCUCCGCGUCUCCGCCCCCGCCGACGACCGCGGCGGCGAGUACCUCGGCCUCCCUCCCAUCGCCGCCAACGAGCCCAUCCUCUGCCUCAUCUGGGAACAGAUCGCGAUCCUCUACACCGGCUCGCCGGAGGACCGCUCCGACGCCGCGGCCUCCCUGGUAUCCCUCGCCAGCAGCAGCGACCGUUACGGGAAGUUGAUAAUCGAGGAAGGUGGGGUUGGCCCCUUGUUGAAGCUCUUGAAGGAGGGGAAAACAGAGGGGCAAGAGAAUGCUGCACGCGCCAUUGGCCUCCUCGGGCGCGACGCGGAGAGCGUGGAGCACAUGAUCCACGUGGGUGUUUGCUCUGUGUUCGCGAAAAUCCUUAAAGAAGGCCCUAUGAAAGUGCAAAGUGUUGUGGGGUGGGCCGUGUCUGAACUCGCUUCUCAUUACCCCAAGUGUCAGGAUCUUUUCGCUCAGCACAAUAUUAUAAGGUUACUGGUUGGUCACCUUGCGUUUGAAACUGUUGAAGAGCAUAGUAAGUAUGCGAUUGUUAGCAUGAAACCCACUUCUAUCCACGCUGUUGUGAUGGCUAGUAGUAAUUCUAAUAACGUUAAGAAGGAAAAAGAAGAUUGGGAGAACAAUGAGAAACAAGCGCAGAAUUUGAGUCGGAUACCACAUCCCUUGGGUGAAAGAUCAAGGAAUUUGCAUAGAGUGAUUACUAGUACCAUUGCAAUGCAUGCUGCCACCAAACAGGGUAAUCAGGGAAAUGAAGCAAAUGAGAAUCACAAGUCUUCUCUGCCCAAAAGCAAUGGACUUGGUAAUGAUGGUAAACAAGGAAAUCAUCAUCAUCAUCAUCAGCGUAAUUAUUCACAUUCGGGGAUUAACAUGAAGGGAAGGGAUCUUGAAGAGCCUGAGACCAAGGCCAAGAUGAAGGAAAUGGCAGCAAGGGCACUCUGGCAGUUAGCUAAGGGUAACUCCCCAAUUUGUCGUAGCAUCACAGAGUCAAGGGCUCUUCUGUGUUUUGCUGUUCUCCUUGAGAAAGGGCCAGAAGCUGUGCAGUAUAAUUCUGCUAUGGCAGUGAUGGAGAUAACAGCAGUGGCUGAGAAAGAUGCUGAUUUGAGGAAAUCUGCAUUCAAGCCUAACUCUCCUGCUUGCAAAGCAGUUGUUGAUCAAGUGCUGAAGAUAAUAGAAAAAGCAGAUUCAAAUCUUUUAAUUCCUUGCAUCAAGACAAUUGGGAAUUUGGCAAGGACAUUUAAGGCUACAGAGACAAGGAUGAUUGGUCCCUUGGUGAGACUUCUUGAUGAAAGAGAGGCAGAGGUGUCAAGGGAAGCAUCAAUUGCUCUCACCAAAUUUGCUGGCACAGAGAACUACCUUCACGUUGAUCACUCCAAGGCAAUUAUAAGCGCAGGUGGGGCAAAACACUUGAUUCAGCUUGUGUAUUUUGGAGAACCAAUGGUUCAGAUUCCAGCAUUGUUUUUGCUUUCCUACAUUGCAUUGCAUGUGCCAGACAGUGAAGAACUUGCUCAGGCUGAGGUGCUUGGAGUGCUUGAAUGGGCCUCCAAGCAAUCCUCCAUGACACAUGAUGAAACCCUUGAGUCAUUGUUGCUAGAGUCCAGGAGUAGGUUGGAGCUUUACCAGUCUAGAGGUCCAAGAGGAUUCCAUAAAUUGCAUCAAUAGCAAGAAGAAUAUCACAUUGUCAUCAUUGUAAUUUGUAAAGGUUUUUGAGUCAUAUUCAUAUUUGUUCUAUCAUUCUCUCGAGUGUGUAUACCAACCUAUUCACUUCUCCAAUUGCCCAAAUGCAUUUUGAAUCAUUUAGAUAAGAGUAGUUACAUCUUUAUACCCAUUUUCUCUUUGUUUCUUUUUUCUUUUCUUCGUGUAUCUCACUUCCUCCACCCAAAUCACACCUCAGUUUGAGGGUGUAAACGUAACAUUUUCGAUCUAGAUAAUUGUUCUUUCCAGAUCCAUUUAUUCCACCUUCUUUUCCUCCCCAAUUGGCACCACAAACGUCAAUUUCAAGUUCAAUUGUAAACUAAAAUAAGCGAGUGAUCAUUUCACAUUUUUUUCAAAAAAAACUUGAGGUAAUUUUUACCCUCAAAGUAGAUCGCAAAGUGUUGUAGGCUUUGCUGUAUAGAAUAGUUUAUUAUUCUGCAAUGGGCUGGACCAUAUAGAAAAAGACAGAAAAGAGAAUACUCUAUGACUUUGAAUGAUUCCUCGGCUUUGGGGGAACGAAUACAAAGCAGGGAAUAUAUAAACAAAGCACAAGUAUACUUGACCUCAGUUUAUGGCGAUGGAUCGUGGUCCAAAGAUUCGAUCGCUAGAGUAGGACGUGUUCAAAUAACCCAUGUCAAUAUAUUUUGAUUUAUCAUGCCACUACAAU
Messenger RNA from Abrus precatorius (Indian licorice), 3160 nucleotides. RefSeq lists its product as uncharacterized. Lineage: Eukaryota; Viridiplantae; Streptophyta; Magnoliopsida; Fabales; Fabaceae. The record is from RefSeq and is a predicted model, not a curated record. Gene Ontology annotation, biological process: cell surface receptor signaling pathway. Gene Ontology annotation, molecular function: protein binding. The coding region runs from base 454 to 2460 and encodes 668 amino acids. The transcript has a single exon.